AUGCCAAAGAAUGAAGAUGAGCGAUUAGCAGAGUUAGCUCGUUAUCGGAUUCUCGAGACGGAACCAGAUGAAAAAUUUGAUAAACUCUGUCGCAUUGCGUGCAAGGAAAUGAAGUGCCCAAUUGCAGCUGUGAGCUUUAUUGAUAAGCAGAAACAAUGGUUUAAAGCAAACAGUGGACUUACACAACGUCAGAUUCCACGUGAUGUCGCACUCUGUGCACAUACGAUUAUGCACGCGAAACGUGCGCUUGUGGUCGAAGAUACGUCAUUGGAUGAACGUUUCCAGCAUAAUCCACUGGUGACACGUGCUUCGGCCGUACGUUUCUAUGCAGGUGUGCCCAUAACAACACCCAAUGGGUUUUGCAUUGGCUCGGUCUUUGUUUUUGAUGUCAAGGGUCAUCAUAAUGUCGAUGCAAAGAUUCUCCACAAGAUUGCAGCCAAAGUACUUAAAUACAUGGAUGAACGACUCAAGAACAUGGCCGUGACUAACGGUGAAAACUUGCCCGAGUCAGUAUCUACAUCUACAACCCCAACGUCGCGGUCGAAUGCGGCACCUCUUAAGCGGAAAACAGUCUCGCCGCCAAUGUCACAUGCAAGUACGGAACAGCCAGCUGGAGAGACAGCAUUGCGGGAACAGCAGUUAGCUCCUCCAACGCCUAUGAAGCCUGAACCUGCUGCUGAGCCUGUGCCCGAGUUGGAGACUACAAACGCUGACAGCGGCGCAAUUGUACAAUCGGCACCAGUGACAAGUACAGCCAUUGAGGCACAAGGACAGGGACAGGGUGGACUGGGGAACAUGGGGUCAAUGCUCAUGAACUUGCUCGCGCGUACGACAGAGACGCAACAGCAACUUGCCGCACAACAGGGAGUCAUGUUUGAGACAUUGGGAGAACACUCGAGCCAAUUGGACUCGCUUGGCCAAUCCAUGAGCAAGCUGGAAAAGCGCUUUGAACAGGUGCGAAUGAUGAAGGAGCAGCAGCAGCGGAAUGCAGGGAAUGGAAACCGUCGACCCAAAUGCGUGUAA
Molecule: messenger RNA, 1023 nt
Organism: Peronospora belbahrii
Lineage: Eukaryota; Oomycota; Peronosporomycetes; Peronosporales; Peronosporaceae
Source: the annotation of a GenBank genome assembly